Molecule: messenger RNA, 1414 nt
Organism: Telopea speciosissima
Lineage: Eukaryota; Viridiplantae; Streptophyta; Magnoliopsida; Proteales; Proteaceae
Product: SH3 domain-containing protein 2-like
Exons: 10
Coding region: 144-1259 (371 amino acids)
Molecular function (GO): protein binding
Source: RefSeq, a predicted model, not a curated record
UAGAAGGCACCGUUACAUUUUGAUUUUAGAAAGCCUCUUCCAGUUCUUUGUUCGAUAGAUCUCUCUUCUCUCUCCCUCUCCACAUUCGUCAGUUGUUUCUGCUUCUGCUACUGAAACUUGAGUCUCAUUCGCAUCAAUCGUGGAUGGAUGCAAUCAGGAAACAAGCCACGAAGCUCAGGGAACAGGUUGCGAAGCAACAACAGGCUGUCUUCAAGCAGUUUGGAGGUGGGAUAUAUGGGGGGUCAGAUAAUUUUGUUUCAGAUGAGACGGAACUACAGCAGCAUCAAAAACUUGAGAAGCUUUACAUGUCAACUCGUGCAGCAAAGCACUUCCAAAGGGAUAUUGUCCGGGGUGUUGAAGGUUACAUUGUUACUGGGUCGAAACAAGUUGAGAUAGGUACAAAGUUAUCAGAAGAUAGCAGGAAAUAUGGUGUUGAAAAUACAUGUACCAAUGGUAAUACAUUAUCAAAAGCUGCAUUGAGUUUUGCACGAGCUCAUGGUCAAAUGGAAAAGGAACGUGGAAAUUUACUGAAAGCUCUUGGUACACAGGUUGCGGAGCCAUUAAGAGCAAUGGUUAUGGGUGCUCCACUGGAGGAUGCUCGGCAUCUUGCUCAACGAUAUGAUCGAAUGCAGCAGGAAGCUGAAGCUCAGGCUAUCGAAGUCUCUAAACGCCAAGUUAAAGUAAGGGAAUCUGCAGGCAAUAUUGAUAAUGCUUCAAAGCUUGAAGCUGCUGAAGCCAAGCUGCAAGACCUGAGGUCAAACAUGGCAACAUUGGGGAAGGAAGCUGUCGCUUCAAUGGCUGCUGUCGAAGCCCAGCAACAAAGGUUGACGCUCCAGCGACUUAUUGCCUUGGUGGAAUCGGAACGUUUUUAUCAUCAACGAGUCUUGCAAAUACUUGAUCAACUUGAGGGAGAGAUGGUAUCAGAGCGCCAAAGAAUUGAAGCUUCUCCCAAUGUGGCUGUAGACAAUUCGAUGCCACCACCACCAUCGUAUGAAGAAGUUAAUGGUGGUUUCAUUGCUCAAACAUAUGAUGGGCCAACAGAUAGCGUGGGAUACUUUUUAGGAGAGGUUACACAUUCAUAUCAAGCUGAGUCUGAUGUGGAGCUGAAUUUGUCAGUUGGUGACUAUGUUGUUGUCCGAAAGGUAUCAAACAAUGGUUGGGCAGAAGGGGAGUGCAUGGGGAAAGCAGGUUGGUUCCCAUUUGGGUACAUUGAAAGACGGGAACGAGUUCUUGCAAGCAAGGUAGCUGAAGUAUUUUAAAUUGUGGAUUUGGACUCUAUACGAUCCCAACUUUUGUAUGUGUUUAGUUAUACAUUAUUGACAUGGUCAGAGAAGUGUAUGUGGACAUUCCUGCAGUAGGGGAGCAUACGUAUUUUUUGAUGUGUGAUAUAGAGUUCAUUUUCUAUUUAGUUGUA